Molecule: messenger RNA, 5590 nt
Organism: Asterias rubens (European starfish)
Lineage: Eukaryota; Metazoa; Echinodermata; Asteroidea; Forcipulatida; Asteriidae
Product: multidrug resistance-associated protein 1-like
Exons: 30
Coding region: 44-4732 (1562 amino acids)
Biological process (GO): transmembrane transport
Cellular component (GO): membrane
Molecular function (GO): ABC-type transporter activity; ATP hydrolysis activity; ATP binding
Source: RefSeq, a predicted model, not a curated record
UUACUGCUUGAGGGCGCUCUGCAACAUUACCCAGGACAAACUGAUGAGGGUGCUCUUCUUCCCGCACCGUCUUGAAAAAAAAAGAACCACCCAAACGGGAUGUGACACGAUGGCAAUUUCUUCGUCAAAUUGGAAAGGCUUUUGCGGAGAUUACAAGUUUUGGGAACCGGCUCUAUUGAACUCCAGCCAUCCGGACUUGUCGCCCUGUUUCCAAGAAACAGUGCUGUCAUGGCUCCCACUACUCUUCAUCUGGCUGGUCAUGCCUUUCUAUCUCUACUACAUCAAGACAAACGAUCAAGGCUAUAUCAAAGUCUCUUGCCUACACAGGAUCAAAACGGUUCUGAGUGCCCUUAUGAUAUUGCUUCCAGUGGUUGAUGUAGGAUUAGCCAUCUCUGAAAUCAUCUCACCAACUCAACAAGUAGCGGCAGUUUACCUUCUCACACCAGCACUGACAGCUCUUACCAUGAUCGUGGUGUUUCUAAUCAUCCAGAUUGAGAGAGUGAAAGGAGUCCAGUCAUCAUGGAUGCUGUUUGUAUUUUGGUGUAUUCUGGCUCUCUGUGGUAUUGUGGAGUUCAUAUCCAAAAUAUACACAGCACUGGAGCAGACACAGUUUGACCUGAUCCGGUUUGUGACAUUUUACAUUUUCUAUGCUCUGGGGCUAGUUCAACUUGUUUGUUCAGCAAUCAAGGACGACCAUCCGGAAUAUUCAAUUGUGUCAGACACGAAUGCGUGCCCUGAAGCCACUGCCUCUUUCAUCUCUAAGAUUACAUUUCACUGGUUCUCAAGUAUGGUCUUUCAGGGAUACAAGAAGACUCUGACUGAGAAGGAUUUAUGGUCCCUCCUGGAGAGAGAUAAAGCUGCUGCAGUGAUGCCAAGAUUUCUUCAAUCAUGGAGGAAGGAAAAUGCCAAAAGCUCAAGUCAUUCCACCAAAAAGGUGAAGAGUGGUGGCCAUGUACCUAUGAAGAGAAUGGAAGAAUCCAGUAAUGCCACAAGCGAUCACGGCAGCGCAUUCUCCCCAGGAGCGCAAUCUCCCGACAGUCAUGCAAACAGCGGCGGGGCUGAUGGGGCAGAAGAUUGGGUGGAUGUGAGCGACGGGGCAUCUCUCUUCAAGGCGAUUGCUCGGACGUUUGGACCCUUCUUUCUCGUCGGCACUUUCUUGAAAGUUCUCCAUGAUAUGUUGAUGUUUGUAAGCCCACAGCUGCUAAGAGGGUUGAUCAACUUCACAGUGGACAAGGGAGCGUACCAGUGGGAAGGCUUCAUGUAUGCGUUUUUAUUGCUUGGUGUGACACUGAUCCAAUCUUCAUUACUUCAGCAAUAUUUCCAAAUCUGCAUGGUGACUGGUAUGCAGCUACGGACGGCCAUUAUUGGUGCUGUCUACAGAAAGUCUCUGAUCCUGUCCAACUCGUCCCGCAAAGAAGCCACAACUGGAGAGAUAGUCAAUCUGAUGUCAGUGGACGCUCAGCGUCUAAUGGACCUCUGCACCUUCGUCAAUACUCUCUGGUCCUCGCCGUUCCAGAUCUUGGUGGCACUGUACUUCUUGUGGCGUUUGUUGGGGCCGGCCGUCCUGGCUGGGUACGGUGCAAUGGCACUUAUGAUUCCCCUCAAUAUGUACAUAGCCAUCAAGAUCAGAUCUCUGCAGGCCCAGCAGAUGAAGGCAAAAGAUGCCCGCUUAAAACUCAUGAAUGAGGUCCUGAACGGCAUCAAGGUGCUGAAGCUGUACGCCUGGGAGACUUCCUUCCAGCAGAAGGUCAUGGACAUACGCAACAGGGAAGUCAAGAUUCUACGGACCUCAUCGUACCUCCAGGCUGUUAUGACGUUCAUUUGGACAAGCGCCCCCUUUGUUGUGUCACUAAUAAGCUUCACUGUGUACGUUCUUGCAAAUGAGAAGAACAUCUUAGAUGCAGAGAAGGUCUUCGUUUCCAUCUCACUCUUCAACAUUCUCAAGUUUCCCUUCUCCAUGUUGCCGAGUAUGAUCUCCCGCACUAUGCAGGCCCAAGUCUCUGUGAAUCGCUUGGAACAAUUCUUGAAGAAGAGUGAACUAGACAAGGAUAACGUAGAGAGGUCUUCUGACAUAGAUUGUGCCAUCAACAUUAAAGAUGCAGAUUUUGCUUGGUCCAGAGAUGAAAAUCUGAUUCUGAAGCACAUUGCUGUUAACGUUCAGCCUGGUUCCUUGGUGGCUGUGGUGGGACAAGUUGGAUGCGGGAAAUCCUCUCUACUCUCUGCCAUUCUGGGAGACAUGGAGAAGAUCAAAGGAUCAGUCACCAUCAAUGGUUCAGUGGCUUACGUCCCUCAGCAAGCCUGGAUCCAGAAUGCUACACUCAGGAGUAAUGUCAUGUUUGGAGCACCAUUGCAAGAUGAAGAGUACCAGCGAGUGAUCGAGGCCUGCGCGCUGGCAGCUGAUCUAGACAUGCUCCCAGCUGGAGAUCUCACCGAGAUUGGAGAAAAGGGUAUUAACCUGAGUGGUGGUCAGAAGCAGCGAGUGAGUUUGGCUCGAGCCGUUUACAACAACGCCGACAUCUACCUCCUAGAUGACCCUCUCAGCGCAGUGGACUCUCACGUUGGUAAACACAUCUUUGAUCACGUGAUUGGACCAAGGGGACUCCUGAAGGAUAAGACCCGUGUCCUUGUGACUCAUGGGAUAGGCUACCUGCCACAAGUGGAUCACAUAAUCGUCAUCGUCAAUGGAGAAAUCACAGAGGCUGGCUCCUACACUGAACUCCUAUCUCAUGAUAAGGCCUUUGCUGAGUUUCUACGUAUCUAUAGCACACAGGCUGAAGAAUGCGAUGCCCAUUCACCAGGAAGUGGAGAUGCAGCACCAUUCAACAGCCUAGGAGAUCUUGAGUCGUCCACUGCAGUAAAGUCUCAUGAGGAAGAGGAGGCCCUGAUGAGGAAGAUCGCUAAGGAUCGGCUGAGGAAACAACGAGAGCAAAAUGCAGCAAAGACCACUAUGUCUAAGGAAGGAGACACCCUCAUCCAGAAAGAAACCUCACAAACAGGCAUGACAAAUCUCAAGAUCUUCGCUAUGUACAUCCGUUCUCUGGGCGUGGUCAUGUUCUUCAUCAUCUUCCUGCUCUAUGCCCUAUUCAACAUCGAUGCAGUCUUUGUCAAUGUCUGGCUCAGUCGUUGGAGCAACGAGGAGCUAGUCAACGGCACAACUCCUGGAGACGUACGCAACCGAUACCUAGCAGUCUACGGCGUGCUGGUUGUCAUACAAGGUUUGUUGCUUCUGCUAGCCUCCAUGUUACUAGCAGUGGGUGUGCUGCGAGCCUCUCGGAUCAUCUACCUCCGGCUGCUGACCAACGUGAUGCAUUCCCCCAUGAUGUUCUUCGAUACGACUCCAGUCGGCCGCAUUCUGAAUCGUUUCAGUAAGGACACUUACACAAUAGAUGAGACGAUCCCGUUCGCCUGCUCUACCUUCUUGAGGAUGAUUAUGCUGGUUGUUUCUACCUUCAUUGUCAUCACGUGGAGCACGCCUAUCUUUGGAAGUGUCAUUGUGCCGGUACUGAUCGGCUUUGCUCUGUUACAGCGAUUUUACAUCUCAACAUCCCGUCAGCUACAGCGGAUUGAAUCAGUCACACGCUCACCGAUUUAUUCACACUUCUCCGAGACCAUAACGGGAGCUACGUCAAUACGAGCCUACAGCGCGACGUCACGCUUUAUCCUUCAAAAUCAGAGCCUUGUCGAUAAUAAUCAAAUUGUGUACUAUCCCAAGAUCUUGUCUAACAGAUGGCUUGCAAUCCGACUGGAAUUUCUUGGGAGUAUGGUCGUCUUCUUUGCUGCGAUCUUUGCUGUGAUUGGUCGAGACAGUCUGAACUCUGGCAUUGUGGGACUGUCGGUCUCUUAUGCACUGGAGAUCUCAAGUUUGAUGACAAUGAUGGUGAGAUCAACCUGUAACUUAGAGACCAAUAUUGUUGCUGUUGAACGAGUAGAGGAGUAUUGUUCGUCUCCUACUGAGGCCCCUGCAAUUAUAGAGAAUAAAAGGCCUCCUACGAAGUGGCCUGAAUCAGGGAAAGUGGAGAUAAGUGACUACAGUGUACGUUACCGUGACGAUCUUAGUCUUGUACUCAAGGAUAUAUCCUGCUUCAUUACGCCCACAGAGAAGCUUGGGAUUGUGGGACGGACAGGAGCUGGGAAGACUUCUCUUUCUCUGGCCCUCUUCCGUGUCUUAGAGGCGGCAGGAGGCUCCAUCAAAAUUGAUGAUGUGGAUAUCUCAACCAUUGGACUCCAAGAUCUUAGAUCACGAAUCACCAUCAUUCCUCAGGACCCAGUGUUGUUUGCCGGUACCCUGCGUAUGAACCUUGACCCCUUAGACCAGUAUUCCGAUGAUGCAUUGUGGGAUGUUUUGCGACACUCUCAUCUGAACUCAUUUGUUUCCGAGUUGGCGGAGAAAUUGGAUUUUAAAUGCACAGAAGGAGGAGAAAAUCUCAGUCUUGGUCAGCGUCAGUUGAUCUGUCUUGCUCGUGCUCUGCUCCGUAAAACCAAGAUUCUAGUCCUGGAUGAAGCCACAGCUGCAGUGGAUCUAGAGACGGAUGACUUGAUCCAAGCAACGAUUCGUACUGAGUUUGAAGAUUGUACAGUCAUCACCAUUGCACAUAGACUCAACACCAUCAUGGACAGCUCCAGAAUCCUGGUCCUGGAUGCGGGUGAGGUGGCAGAGUUUGACACGCCCAGUGAGCUGAUUGAACGAGGAGGCAUCUUCUACACAAUGGCAAAGGAUGCAGGACUGGUCUGAAGCCAAUCAUAAAUAUGUAUCCUACAUGAAAGUAACUGUAGAAGACCUGUAUCAAAAUUCUUUAAUAUCAUCUUCACGUAAACUGGAAUCCUUGAAACUGAUUGUUGACCUACAGCAACAAGAAGUGUGGAAUUAACUUUUAUCUUCAAGCAUGCUUGAAUCUUUGAUUUUGAUUGGUCGAUCCAUACCAACACGGAGUGUGAUAUUAAUUUAUUGUAUAUUGCACUGCCCAUAUCACAGCCUGCGUAUUGUGUGUUGUAACUGUGCUUCGGCCUUGUUGGAUAUGGGACGCCUAGGCGCUAUAUUCUUACGUCUUCCACAUGCGCUUGUGUGAUAACUUAUAAUAAAAACUGCCCAAAUCACACCCGGAGUGUUGCCUUCUAGCUUGCCAUGUUACGCUAUGUGUCAAGUUUGUUUGAAGAUUAAUUUGCAUAUGUACUUAUGUUAACUGAAAUUGACAGACAUGUUCAACUAUUGUUUGGCUUUUUAAUAAUUCUUUUCUAUGUGCUAGAGUAUGUUUGAAAUGGUUUAGUGCAAACUUGAAAUGCACACAACUGAAACUUGUUUUUUUUUUACAAUGUAUUUGCUAAAGUUUCAACACAAAUGAAAGUUCCCUGAAAAAUAAAUUUGUUCCACAAGCCUAAGGCAUAUCUGCAUCCACGAUGCUUCAGAAAUGUGUGCAUGUGCAUUUAGGGUUAUUGCUCUACUCUAUACAGCUCUAUGCAUUUCUGCAUGAAACCCCAUGUGCCAAAAUAUGAGAUGAAGCUUAAUGAGGAUUAAGCAUAAAGACACUGGACACCUUUGGUAAUUGUCAAAGACCAGUCUUCCCACUUGGUGUAUCUCAACAUAUGCAUAAUA